Populus nigra (black poplar) is the source of this 729-nucleotide messenger RNA. RefSeq names its product small ribosomal subunit protein eS17w-like. Gene Ontology annotation, cellular component: ribosome. The record is from RefSeq and is a predicted model, not a curated record. The coding region runs from base 115 to 537 and encodes 140 amino acids. NCBI's taxonomy places the organism in Eukaryota, Viridiplantae, Streptophyta, Magnoliopsida, Malpighiales, Salicaceae. Gene Ontology annotation, biological process: translation. Gene Ontology annotation, molecular function: structural constituent of ribosome. The transcript has 2 exons.
AAAAACCCUAUCCCUUAUAUAUUCACGCUCCCUUCUCCUCACCCCCCAUCAAGCAGCCGCUCCUCGUUCUCACCUGUGCUCUCCUCUUGAAGCAGCAGAAGCUUAUCUGUGAAGAUGGGUCGUGUUCGUACUAAGACAGUGAAGAAGUCCUCACGCCAGGUUAUUGAGAGGUACUACUCUAAAAUGACAUUGGAUUUCCACACCAACAAGAAGAUUUUGGAAGAGGUUGCUAUCAUCCCCUCAAAGAGGCUCCGCAACAAAAUUGCUGGGUUCUCUACCCAUCUAAUGAAGCGUAUUCAGAAGGGACCAGUCCGUGGCAUCUCACUGAAACUUCAAGAGGAAGAGCGCGAGCGUCGUAUGGACUUUGUGCCUGAAGAGUCUGCCAUUAAGAUCCAAGAGAUUAAAGUUGACAAAGAGACCAUUGACAUGCUUGCUGCCCUUGGUAUGUCAGACUUUCCUGGGAUUGUUGAAGUUGAACCUCAGCCUAUGGUUCCUACCCAGGGCUUUGGCAGAGGAGGUGGUGCUAGGAGGUACUAGAGUUAAAUAACCUCAUCGCGAUGUUCAAGUGCGAGCGCCAGAAUUUUAAAUUUUGUGUCUGAAUGUCUUUUAUUUAGUGCUCACUUUCAGAGUUUUUAUUUAUAUUAUCCUCAAUGGUAUUGGUGCUUGAUGUUUAAAACUGGAGAAUUAGUUGAUUUUGCUGUUAAAAGACUGAUAUUUUAGUUGAUUCAA